Molecule: messenger RNA, 2683 nt
Organism: Acanthochromis polyacanthus (spiny chromis)
Lineage: Eukaryota; Metazoa; Chordata; Actinopteri; Pomacentridae
Gene: afg1lb
Product: AFG1 like ATPase b
Exons: 13
Coding region: 7-1527 (506 amino acids)
Cellular component (GO): cytoplasm; mitochondrion
Molecular function (GO): ATP binding; ATP hydrolysis activity
Source: RefSeq, a predicted model, not a curated record
AACAUCAUGGCGACUUGCACUGUAGGUGCAGUUGUCAGCGCUCAACAUUUUCUACUAAAACACGGGUUUUUGACUUCAAGGAAGAUCUGUGUUUUGUCAGGCAGUCGCGGUGGUAAAGUGCUUUCAGGUUACAGCAGCUGGAGGACAUGCAGUUCAUCUGCACCUUCCUGCCCCUCGGAGGCUCCAGCAGCAGAUAAUUGUGUCUCCAGUGAGACUAUUCAACACUUCGACCGCCUGGUUCAGGGUGGACACCUGAGGAAAGAUUUCCAGCAGAGACACGUUAUCCAGCAGCUGGCCCAGCUACAGCACACCAUGAAGACCUACAGUAACAGCAUCUACCUGAACUCACCAAGGUCAAGCUCACAAGAUGACAGCAGUAAACCUCAGACUGGCAUAAUGCCAGCUGAAAACAAAAGUUCUGAACCCACUGAAAAGGAAGCAAGUGUUCCACCACCACCCAAAGGCUUCUAUAUAUACGGAGAUGUUGGCACAGGCAAAACCAUGCUCAUGGAUCUGUUCUACUCCCGCGUGGAAAACGGCCGCAAAAAGAGAGUCCACUUCAACGGCUUCAUGUUGGACAUCCACAAAAGGAUCCAUCGGAGGAAACAAAGCCUGCCAAAACGAAGGCUAGGGAAAAUGUUCACCUAUGACCCCAUAUCACCGGUUGCCAUGGAGAUCAGCAAUGAGACCUGCCUCUUGUGUUUUGAUGAGUUUCAGGUGACUGACAUCGCUGAUGCCAUGAUCCUGAAGCAGCUGUUUGAGACGCUGUUCAAAACCGGAGUGGUGGUGGUAGCCACCUCCAACAGACCCUCCGAUGAUCUGUACAAAAACGGACUUCAGAGGGACACCUUCCUACCUUUCAUCGACGUGCUGAAGGAAUACUGCCACUCCAUCUGCCUGGAUGCUGGGAUUGACUACAGGAGGCUGGACAAGGCUGAAGCAGGGAAGCUCUACUACCUCACAGGGGAGCCUGGAGCCGAAGCCUUCUUGGAUGCUCUGUUUGAGGAGCUGGCAUUAAGACAAAGAAGUGUUACAGGUCCUCGGGUGCUUUCUGUGCUGGGCAGAGAUGUGACUCUAGAAAAGACCUGCGGCUCCGUCGCUGACUGUACUUUUGAAGAGCUGUGUGGUCGAGCUCUGGGUGCCAGUGAUUACCUGGAGAUGGCUCGGCUCUUCGACACCGUAUUCAUCCGCCAUGUUCCCCUGCUGACGCUGAGUCUGAAGGACCAGGCCAGACGCUUCACCACCCUCAUAGACAACUUCUACGACAACAAGGUGAGAGUUGUGCUGCUGGCGGCGGUGCCUUUAGAGCGACUGUUCAUCCACAGUGGAGGAGACGAUGAGAGGGAUCGACAGCUGCUGGAUGAUCUGGGCCUCAGCGGGGCGGCAGCAGAGCGACUUAGUCUGUUCACAGCCGAGGAGGAGAUCUUUGCCUUCCAGAGGACCGUGUCCAGACUGAUGGAGAUGCAGACUGAGUCCUACUGGGUGGAGGGAGACCGCAGUCACAGCAAGAAACACUCCAACACCUAACAUCUGUCGCUGCCACGAUAAUCAUCUACCUCCAGACAACACAGUACCUCACUGACACUACAUAAGAGAUUUAACAGAAAUCUAUAACGAGGCAAAGCUAAGCACGAAGCCCGUUUGCCUUUGGGUCUGACUACUCCUCAUCUUCCAUGAGCGCUGCACCAUUUUUAUUUGCUGCGUUUUCCUAUGAGGUGUGCUCUCUCCCCCUUGUGGACUAUUUGUCUGAAAGAGUAUGUAAAUCUCUCAGGCAUGUGUGAACCACAAGACAAACAGGUGCUCACUUCAGAGAGAAGAGGAGGCCAAGUGUCUCUCACUGCGGUAGUUUGCUGCCCUCUAGUGGAUGGAUCUAAAAAUGGAAAUGCUCUCAACCUGGCCAUGUUUUUAUGAAAUAUUAUCAGUCUUUGUUCAGUUUUAACUUUAACCUACUGUGAGGAAAAUCUGGAGUAGGCUUAAAAAUGCUAUGCAUGAGGAAAUGUUGAGAUAUCUUUUGUAGCUGUUACACUCUUGUUGGUUUAUUCCAAGUCUGGAUUUGUAACCAAGUAGAACUAAAAUCUCCUCAGCCCCUAUUUCUAACACUGGACUUUGUUGCUAUUGGAUGGAGAAAUUUGCAUUGCAUUCUUGCAUGCAAUGGCAUACAGAACUGCCAACUAAAAACUAUGGCAAAAUAUUGCAAUAUUGAAUUUUUGAAUUUGUUGAGACAAACAAUCCAGGUUUCUAAAAAUGUAGAGCAAUCAGCAGUUAAAUUAGAUUUUUUUAAAAAAGCACUAACAGAAAAGAAAAAAAUAAAUCUAAAAGAAUUCAUUUAUUUUAUGUGUAUCAACUUGCAAGUGUUCACUUUUAAUUGCUUUAUUGGUGCUUUUCUGGAUCUAUUUUUGUACAUAAAUUAAAUGUAUCAUUCAUAUUCAUGUAGGAAACCUCUUCCAUUUUUUGGGUAAAAUGUAACACUGAAAUCGCUAAAAUGGAACAUGGAAAAUAUAUGUAUUAUAUUUUGCAUAAUUUGAAUAGAACCAAUAAUUCCUGCAGUUGAGGUAUUUUAUGAUUUUGCCCCACAUUCAAAUGAAAAACUAGCAUCUUGUAUUACAAAAUGACCUCAGCAUUAAAGAUGUAAUAUACUAUAUGUUAAAGGAGAGUGGAAAAAUAAAUUCUACUCGACCAGCUA